AUGUCAGAGGAUCGGAAAAAGAAGAAUGACGAUAUGGCGACCGUGGAGUUCGAGUCGUCCGAAGAGGUCUCCAUCAUCCCGACGUUCGACAAAAUGGGACUUCGCGAGGACUUGCUACGUGGAAUCUACGCUUAUGGCUUCGAGAAGCCGUCGGCAAUUCAACAACGCGCGAUUCCAGCGAUUCUGAAGGCUCGUGACGUCAUCGCACAGGCUCAGUCUGGUACCGGAAAGACGGCGACGUUCUCGAUUUCGGUGCUCCAAUCGUUGGAUACGCAAGUCCGCGAGACACAGGCGUUGAUUCUAUCGCCGACGAGAGAAUUGGCUGUGCAGAUUCAGAAGGUCGUCUUGGCUCUCGGAGACUAUAUGAACGUCCAAUGCCACGCGUGCAUUGGAGGAACCAAUCUCGGCGAGGACAUUCGCAAACUCGACUACGGACAGCACGUCGUCUCAGGCACCCCUGGCCGUGUCUUCGACAUGAUUCGCCGUCGUAACCUCCGCACUCGCGCCAUCAAGCUCUUGGUGCUCGACGAGGCCGACGAGAUGCUCAACAAGGGAUUCAAGGAGCAGCUGUACGAUAUCUAUCGCUAUUUGCCACCUGGAGCUCAGGUCGUGUUGCUCUCCGCCACACUUCCACACGAGAUUCUCGAGAUGACCAGCAAAUUCAUGACGGAUCCGAUCAGAAUUCUGGUGAAACGUGACGAGUUGACUCUUGAAGGAAUCAAGCAAUUCUUCGUUGCCGUCGAUAAGGAGGAGUGGAAGUUCGAUACCCUCAUCGAUCUCUACGACACCCUCACCAUCACUCAGGCCGUGCUUUUCUGCAAUACUCGUAGAAAGGUCGACUGGUUGACUGACAAGAUGAAGGAGGCGAAUUUCACCGUCUCGUCGAUGCACGGAGACAUGGAACAGAAGGAUCGUGAUGAGGUGAUGAAGGAGUUCCGCGCUGGAAACACUCGUGUCCUGAUUUCCACGGAUGUCUGGGCCAGAGGACUCGAUGUUCCACAAGUGUCGUUGGUCAUCAACUACGACCUGCCCAACAAUCGUGAGCUCUACAUCCACCGCAUCGGUCGUUCGGGACGUUUCGGACGCAAAGGAGUCGCCAUCAACUUUGUCAAACAAGACGACGUCAGAAUCCUUCGCGACAUUGAGCAAUACUACUCGACCCAAAUCGACGAGAUGCCAAUGAACAUUGCUGACAUUAUUUAA
Molecule: messenger RNA, 1203 nt
Organism: Caenorhabditis briggsae
Lineage: Eukaryota; Metazoa; Nematoda; Chromadorea; Rhabditida; Rhabditidae
Exons: 4
Coding region: 1-1203 (400 amino acids)
Cellular component (GO): nucleolus; catalytic step 2 spliceosome
Molecular function (GO): mRNA binding; ATP binding; RNA helicase activity
Source: RefSeq, a predicted model, not a curated record